Molecule: messenger RNA, 1752 nt
Organism: Asparagus officinalis (garden asparagus)
Lineage: Eukaryota; Viridiplantae; Streptophyta; Magnoliopsida; Asparagales; Asparagaceae
Product: pectin acetylesterase 12-like
Exons: 12
Coding region: 179-1411 (410 amino acids)
Biological process (GO): cell wall organization
Cellular component (GO): plant-type cell wall
Molecular function (GO): pectin acetylesterase activity
Source: RefSeq, a predicted model, not a curated record
UAGUAAGUUUCAGAAAAAUACAAAGAAUCCCCUCUGGAAAAAACGAUAAACCGAAAAUUGGUUCAGAAUCCGCUAUUAAUACGCAUUUUGAUAUUUUCCCCGAUUUUCCCUUUUUACUGUUGCACAUAAGGGAUUCUGCCUCUUGGGUUUUGUUCUUUAAGCUUUUUUUAGAGAACCCAUGAAUUUUUUUUGGGUGCUGGCGUUGUUGAUUGCUUUGAGAUUCGGGACUUGGGUUGAUGGGUUUGAUGCUCAGAAGUCGAGUGUGAGGGUUCAUGAGAGUAAUGAGUCCGUGAGCAAACCCUUGUUUGUGGAGCUGACCCUAAUCCCUUCUGCUGAUUCUAGAGGAGCGGUAUGCACUGAUGGAAGUCUACCUGGUUACCACCUUCAUCGCGGGUUUGGAUCAGGAGCAAACAGUUGGCUCAUUAAUUUAGAGGGUGGAGGCUGGUGCAAUAAUCUGCGAACCUGUGUUUUUCGAAAGAAAUCUCGCCAUGGUUCAUCUAAUUAUAUGGAGAAGGAGAUAGAAUUCACUGGCAUAAUGAGCGACAAGCCUAAGGAGAAUCCUGACUUCUUUAAUUGGAAUAGAGUCAAGGUUCGCUAUUGCGACGGUGCAUCAUUCACUGGAGAAAGCGAAAAUAAGCAAAAAGGUCUCUUUUUCCGUGGGCAACGUAUUUGGCAAGUUGCUAUGGAAGAAUUAAUGUCAAAGGGAAUGCAUCUAGCUAACCAGGCACUUCUUUCUGGAUGCUCUGCUGGAGGUCUAGCAUCUAUACAGCACUGUGAUGAUUUCAGGGCAUUAUUUGCGACAAGCACGAAAGUCAAGUGCCUCUCUGAUGCUGGGUUAUUUCUUGAUGCCCUUGAUGUAGCCGGUGGGAGGACACUACGAUCUUUCUUUGAUGGUAUCGUGACCUUGCAGGGAUCAGGAAAGAACUUGCCAAAAACAUGCACUUCUCGUAUGGGUGGAACUUCGUGUUUCUUUCCACAGAAUGUGUUGUCCGAUAUUCAGACCCCUGCUUUUAUUUUGAACUCAGCAUAUGAUGCCUGGCAGCUCCAGGAAAGCUUAGCUCCUGACAAAGCUGACCCAAAUGGAUACUGGCGAGAGUGUAAGCACAAUCAUUUAAAUUGCACUGCAGAACAAAUUCAAUUCUUGCAAGGAUUUCGGGACCAAAUGCUUAAUGCUGUAAAAGGAUUCUCAAUGCCAAAACAAAAUGGUUUAUUUAUUAAUUCAUGUUUUGCUCAUUGCCAAAUGGAGAAUCAAGAUACAUGGUUUGCAAAAAACAGUCCCCGAAUUGGCAACAAGGGCAUUGCGAAGGCGGUAGGUGACUGGUACUUUGAUCGGGCUGAAGUAAAGGCUAUAGACUGUCCAUAUCCUUGUGACAAUACCUGCCAUAAUCUUCAAUUCAGAAGCAGGAGCUGAACCAUUCUUUCGAUUAUUUCUUCCCGUCUUUUUCUAGAAAACUUCUCGUAUAAACAGAUCAAAAGUAGAGAAUGCAGCUGAAGAUUGAAAGCAAUAACAAUGCAUACACCUUUUUCGAAGGACAGAAAGAUGAUGGAAGUAAAUAAUUCUCUCUGGGCAUGUGCAGGAUAACGGUACACAGAAACUUCACGGGAUUAUAUUUGGAAAAUUUGAGCAUUAUAUUUCGAAUUUGUGAAUGACUACAGAGACUAGAGAAGAUCAAUGUAUGAUCCUCUUUCAUUCUAUUGCUUUCGUUCUGAGUAGUGAGUGCUAGAAAUAUUGACUUUAGAGCUUUCAAGUGA